Messenger RNA from Hirundo rustica (Barn swallow), 2855 nucleotides. RefSeq names its product heme binding protein 1 (gene HEBP1). The coding region runs from base 83 to 652 and encodes 189 amino acids. NCBI's taxonomy places the organism in Eukaryota, Metazoa, Chordata, Aves, Passeriformes, Hirundinidae. The transcript has 4 exons. The record is from RefSeq and is a predicted model, not a curated record.
AGCCGGGCCGAGCCGACAGGGGUAGAGCCGAGCUGCGCGGGGCAGAGCUGAACCGAGCGGGGCAGAGCCGAGCUGCGGCAUCAUGCUGGGCAUGGUGAAGAACUCGCUGCUGAGCACGGUGGAGGCAUGGCCCCACCGCCUGCUGAGCAAGGGCGAGAAGGAUCAGGUCAGCUACGAGGAGAGGGCGUACGAGGGCGGGAGGUUCGCGGCCGUGGAGCUGGUGGGGAAGCCAUUCGACGAAGCCUCGAAGGAAGGGGCGGUCAAGCUCCUCAAGUACGUCGGAGGAAGCAACGACAAGGGGAUUGGAAUGGGAAUGACUGCUCCUGUCUCCAUCACUGCUUUUCCUGCUGAAGAUGGCUCCUUUCAGCAGAAGGUGAAAGUCUCUCUGCGGAUCCCGAGACAGUUUCAAGACAACCCUCCUUGUCCUACCGAUGAAAGCAUUAAGAUUGAAGAAAGACAGGAGAUGACCAUUCAUUCCACGCAGUUUGGUGGCUAUGCCAAAGAGGCAGAUUACGUAAACUAUGCUGCCAAGCUGAAGGCUGCUCUGGGGAGUGAUGCUGCAUACCGCAAGGAUUUCUACUUGUGCAAUGGUUAUGACCCCCCUAUGAAGCUUUACGGACGCCGCAAUGAGGUCUGGUUCGUGAAAGAGUGAACAUCUGGCUCCCCAUGGUGCUGCCUUACACUGAUAACCUCCCCACACUAUGUCCCUGUCCUCUUUAAAAUAAACUAAUAAUUCAGCAGAGGCAAAAAAAACUAUGACUGCCUUUUUCCAUGCCUAUGCCUUAGUCUUUUAUGGACCAUAAAAGUCAUUUUAGAAGAACACUUGCUGACCCUCCUGAUGGUCCAGUUCCUUCAUUCCAGUCUGUGGACCUCAGCCACACAGACUCUCUUUAUCUCUUUGUGGCUUGUUUUUAUCUCCUUUGUGCUUCCAGAGUUCAGUGCUGAGAAGGCCAAAAGUACUUAAUUGACUGGUGCGUGACAGGAGUCACAUUUAAGUGUAGGCAGACUAUUGGUCUCACCUGAGAUGGGCAGGGGAACAUGACAAAAGUGCAUACAGAGACUUUUUUAUCUCCUUCAGUUUGCUGCAGCUGUAGAGUGCUGCUUUUAUCUUUGCCGUUCCACAAUCUAAAGGGACACAGGCAUUGCUGCCAGCGUGGCAUAGUGAAAAUAAACAUCCUUUACAUUAAUUCAGAGUGUGCAGAAGAUCAACGCUUCUGUCAUCUGAGAAAUGUAAUUCAGAGAAAGAUCCAGAUUCUGUUUGCAGCUUUCUUCUGUUUGAGGAGAGAUGUUUUGGCAUGAGCUGUGUCUUCAUCUCAGCUAGCAGCUGGACAAUGUGUCCUAGAGACCUUAAGAUUGUUUCCUUACCUUACUAUUACUUUUGUGUAACAUUUCUUUAAAACUAGCCUAUACAAGGGCCAAAGCAGAAAUGUGUGAGGUUAUCUAAUUGAAUUAGAGAAAUGCAAGGCUGGGAAGAAAGCAGAUGCUUAUUACAUAUGAUAUGAAGGUGUAUUUGAAGAAUGGUGAAAAUAUGGUGAAACUGCUAUGGGUGCCAAUCUAAAAAACUUUUCUUCAAAGGUGUCAAUUUUUGAAGGGCUACUCAGACCAGCUGUUUUCUUUAGAGGAGGAAAAGGAAAAAAUAUGGCUGUUCUGGAAAACAUGGAAUCGGGUCAAAUAAUGAGUAGCCUUUUGGAAACUUCAGUAGCAAGUGUGGGUCAUAUUUCAGGAAGAGUGGCAAUGUUGAAACGUCAGGCAUCAAACCAGCAUUUUAGCUAUUGGCUCUGCUAGGAAGACAGCAGAAUUCCCACAAUGGGAACACUCACACACCCUGCUACUGGUUGUGUAUAAUUCAUUACCUGCACUAAAAGAGGUGUGGUCCUCUGGUGGCUAAAUGUCCCUUACUUCAGGUGCUUUCCAAAAGCCAUUUUCCCCUGGAGCUGAAAGAGACAUUUAUCAGAUGGCAUCUUGGCUUCUGGCUGGUCAAGCUGUUGCACGAGCUCCUGCUUUCUGAGAACAAAUCUCAGGAGUAAAAGGAGAAAACCUGAGGUUUUCCUGUGAUUUUCCUUCCUCUCUUGCUGAGCCAUAUAAGAGUUCUGCUGUGAACUUCGUGAGUUUCAAUCACCUGUGUGCAAGAGCAGCUAGUUGAGGAUGGGCAAAAAGAGCAGAUAUCAUUUAAUUAAACAAAAACCAAACAACAAUGAUGGGGAAAAGCUAUUAGCUGUAGUUAGUGAUUGCAGUGCAUGGGAGGAAGAAGAAAAAGAGAAAUCAAGACAAAGAACUAGGCUUUUGAAGGAAUUUUUGAAGCAGCAAAUGCCCUUUUAAGCUUGUACCUGAAUCCAAAGGGACUGUUCACGUCUCAGAUUAUUUUAACCUGUGUGGGUUAAACGGAGGAGCACAGUAUUGUCCGGUUUAUGCCUUCCCAGGUUUGUUUUGGAACUUGUGUGUGUACAGUCUGUUGACCUGUGGUGAAUGUCCUCCAAUGAUCAAAACCUUGAAAUUUCUCAAAAUUUAUCUUGUGAAAUCUCAGACGUUAGGAAUGUCAGUAAUAGAGCUGGUAUAAACAGAGCUGCACAGCUCAGCAGCAUGAUGGGGUUCUUUUAUAAAAUGCAUACCCUCUGAACAGAGAGUAAGAGCUUCAGACCCAACAGUGAGAGUAAACAUCUGUAGGCUCCGCCUGUACAGCCCUGCUACUGCAGGGCUUUUGCAUCAGGCAGGCAGGAUAGAAUUUCAUAAACACUGUUAAACAAUGUCAAAGCCUUAUGAAAACUGAAUUGCCUUUUCUGUAUAGACAAAAAUGCUUGUGUUUUUUCUGCAUUUUCUACAGUUUUGAAAUAAAUAAAAAAUAACGUGAUUUACAA